AGCUCCUCCAGGGUCUCUUCCCGCCAUGCCGUGGGCACGCACAAACCGGCGACUAACCCGACUGCAGCGGCCGCAGAAAACCCCGGCGCCCGGGAAAACCACCGGAAACGCAUGUCAAGCGUCGCUGCGCAUUCGUUCUCGGUAUAAAGCGGUCGGCAUUGACGACGGCGAGCUCGCGUGCGUGCUAUAGUUAGGUGGUUCGUAGUUCAUGCAAGGUUGCUCUGUGUCUCUGAACGCCAUGAAGCUGCCCCUGCGCAGCGCGCUGCUCUUCCUCGCCGCCCUCCUCGCCGUCACCGCCGUCGUGCCGGUGCUCCUCUUGGGUGAGGUGGACGACGAGGAGGCCGGUGCCGGAGCCGUCGCCCCGGCGCUCCCCUUCUACUCCUCGCGCGUCAAGGCCGUCUCGUGGCAGCCAAGGAUCUUCGUGUACAAGGGGUUCCUCUCCGACGCCGAGUGCGACCACCUCGUCAAGCUGGGGAAGAAGAAGGUGCAGCGGUCGAUGGUGGCGGACAACGAGUCCGGCAAGAGCGUCAUGAGCGAGGUGCGCACCAGCUCCGGCACGUUCCUCGACAAGCGCCAGGAUCCGGUGAUAAGUAGGAUUGAAGAGAGGAUUGCGGCAUGGACAUUUCUUCCUGAAGGUGAACGAGCUUCAAAAGUUCAGUCUGUUUGCUUCUUACAUUGUUUGUUCAGGCAGAAGUCUUUGACAUGUAACCAACCCGUGAUUUCAUCAGAGAACGCUGAGAACAUUCAGAUACUCCGCUACGAGCACGGUCAGAAGUACGAGCCGCACUUCGAUUAUUUCCACGACAAGGUCAAUCAGGCGAGGGGAGGCCACCGGUAUGCGACGGUGCUCAUGUAUCUGUCCACUGUCGAGAAAGGAGGCGAGACCGUGUUCCCGAAUGCCAAGGGGUGGGAGUCUCAGCCCAAGGAUGACACUUUCUCUGAGUGUGCACAGAAAGGAUUGGCAGUGAAACCGGUGAAAGGUGACGCAGUGCUCUUCUUUAGUCUUCACGUCGAUGGUGUCCCAGACCCGCUCAGCCUCCAUGGGAGCUGCCCGGUCAUCAAAGGCGAAAAAUGGUCUGCGCCAAAGUGGAUCCACGUAAGGUCAUACCAGGAUCCCCCGGUCCUGAAGGAGGAGAGCGAAGGAUGCUCUGACAAGAGCGAGUAUUGCGCGCAAUGGGCUGCAGUGGGCGAAUGCGAGAAGAACCCGGUGUUCAUGGUAGGCGCCGAGGGAUCGCCUGGUCAGUGCCGAAAGAGCUGCAACGUCUGCGACUCAUAGACCGUUUUGCAUUUUCUUUCAAAAUUCAGCGUGGGCGUCACUUAUGGAUACCUGAUGUGUACAUAAUUAGAGAAAUUUCCCAGAUGAAAUUAGGAGUAUUUGCGUUUUCAGACAGUGAACAGUAGUAAAGAUAGAUGCUGCCUUUCAUUAGUCAUUACGUUUUGA
Messenger RNA from Phragmites australis (common reed), 1441 nucleotides. RefSeq names its product probable prolyl 4-hydroxylase 6. The transcript is spliced from 6 exons. Gene Ontology annotation, cellular component: endoplasmic reticulum. NCBI's taxonomy places the organism in Eukaryota, Viridiplantae, Streptophyta, Magnoliopsida, Poales, Poaceae. The record is from RefSeq and is a predicted model, not a curated record. Gene Ontology annotation, biological process: peptidyl-proline hydroxylation to 4-hydroxy-L-proline. Gene Ontology annotation, molecular function: procollagen-proline 4-dioxygenase activity; iron ion binding; L-ascorbic acid binding. The coding region runs from base 209 to 1276 and encodes 355 amino acids.